AUGGGUACUGUUGUCCAGGUGCAGCUAGUGGAGGGAGCCUCAGGAGCUUGGAUCCCUCGAUUGAAGGAACAUUUCGGAGUCCAGGCGUUUGACUUAGUUUUCCGGGACCACUGGAAAGAUUGCUACCUUCCUGACACAAAACUUCUGGAGGAGUGUGGUCUCAUACAGAAAGGCACAGUGAUGCUGGCAGACUAUGUCAUCUGUCCAGGAACCCCUGACUAUCUGUAGUACGUACGCAACAGCUCUCGCUACAACAGCCACUACUACAGAUCACACCUGGAGUACACUAAAGCAGAGAACGUCCUGGAGAAGUCUGUGUUCUUAGGGUACUAGCCAAACAGUGAGCCUCUUGCUUUAAAACACUGUAACUCUCUCUUGAUAAAACAUUUUGGGUUAGUUUCAAUUUAAAGUGACGCCUUAUAUCUUAGUUAUGACAUGCUGUAACUUACUGUGCUAAGCAUUUCUUUACCUGUAGAACUGAUGUUAACUAGAGUAAGCAAAUAUGUCGUUGAAAAACUAUUUCUACUUGUGUUUUGACAUUGUCACAAUGCUGUCUUGCUAUGCAAAUGAUGAAAAUACCAUCAGUUUUACAGCUGCAGAAUUACAUUAGUGCGAUGUCUUUUUCAAACAUGGAUUUAAUACACUAGGUGGCAGUAGUGUGCCUUUUUAGAGAUUCAAUCAGAUAACUGCAAAGCAGCAUGCAGUGGUCCCAUCAUAACUUCAUAGCAUUUAUAGCCUUCUUUCCAGUUUAGGCAGACAGAAAAUGGUCUAAAGUCUUACACCAUAUCUAGCAACUUCAAAUAAUUAUUCAUAUUUUGUUAUGACACUGUAUCAGAUCUACAUUGAGUUAUUAAA
This is a messenger RNA of Salvelinus fontinalis (brook trout), 855 nucleotides long. It is a transcript of the gene comtb, whose product is annotated as catechol-O-methyltransferase b. Gene Ontology annotation, biological process: catecholamine catabolic process; developmental process; dopamine metabolic process. NCBI's taxonomy places the organism in Eukaryota, Metazoa, Chordata, Actinopteri, Salmoniformes, Salmonidae. The record is from RefSeq and is a predicted model, not a curated record. The transcript has 3 exons. Gene Ontology annotation, molecular function: catechol O-methyltransferase activity.